This is a messenger RNA of Trematomus bernacchii (emerald rockcod), 1142 nucleotides long. RefSeq names its product sialidase-3-like. Gene Ontology annotation, molecular function: exo-alpha-sialidase activity. NCBI's taxonomy places the organism in Eukaryota, Metazoa, Chordata, Actinopteri, Perciformes, Nototheniidae. Gene Ontology annotation, cellular component: cytoplasm; membrane; lysosome. The record is from RefSeq and is a predicted model, not a curated record. Gene Ontology annotation, biological process: ganglioside catabolic process; oligosaccharide catabolic process.
CUUUUGAUUGUAUGAUGUUACGCAACCAUGGGCAACAAACUCUCUUGUCAAAAUGAACUAGUGAAAAAAAAGGAAACCAUCUUCAUUUCCCGGAAGGUGUACAGGAUUCCUGCUCUUUUCUACAAUAGAGAUGAAAACAUCUUAAUGGCAUUGGAUUGCAGCACAAAGGUGAUGAAAACAGGAAAGGUGAAGAAGGAUGAAAAUCAUGAAGUGACAAUCGAGUGGUCAGCGCAGAAAACGGUGAUCAAGAAACACUUUCUUGGAUACCGUCCUAUGAACCCAUGCCCUCUUUAUGAGAAGACCAACAAAACCUUCCUGUUUUUCAUCCGUGUGGAAGGCACAUGCACAGAGCAGUGGCAGAUAGCUCAUGACACCAACAAAGCUCGUCUCUGCUAUGUUAAGACAGAUAAUGGUCAAAGUUGGAGCGACGUGAAAGAUUUGACUGACUCGCUGCAUGAAAUCAAACAGUGGGCCACAUUUGCUGUCGGGCCAGGCCAUGGUCUUCAAACAGAGAGUGGAAGAUUGAUCGUCCCAGUUCAUGCUUAUAUUUCUAAAUCUUGCUCACGCCCUGCCCUGCAUGCAGUCUCCCUGUAUAGUGACGACGAGGAUAACUCUGGACCCAGUGGUUACUCAGACCUGGCUUACAUUGAUGGAGGUUGGUUUGCAUGUCUUAUGGAGUGUGGAGAGGGGAACUACACUGAACAGAUUGCCUUUAAGAUGUUUAGCUACAACGAGCUCAAGCAGGCCAUUAAAGGGUAAAACAAACUGGCUGUUGUGUAAUACUAUUGCACUGAAAUCCCAUUCAUAACUUCUGAAUAUAAAAUGUGUUAACAGAAAGUUAACAUGCCUAAUAACCUCUAAAAAAUGUUAGCACUUAAACUAGGGUUUAGCCCAUUACAAACUAAUGCACCAGCACUCACAAUAGUUUGGCUUAUUUGAAGCGAAUAUACCUGCUGUCUCGUUGUUUUGUUUGUAUCUUUAUGCUUUAUUGCACUUAUUGUAAGUCGCUUUGGAUAAAAGCGUCAGCUAAAUGAAAUGUAAUGUAUUAAUGAUUUGCAUCAAUCAAAUCUAUCAUGUAUGACCUUUACUUACAUUUACCACUUUGUGUCAAUUAUUCAACUAAUAAAACAUACAUUUUGACA